AAAAAAAAUUUGAACUUUUCUUGCCCCAAUAAAAAGUUGCAGAAAUAGUUACCUACACACAACCUUUUUGCUAAGGCACUAAAAAAGAGAAAGAAACUAAACUGGCUAGCCAGCCAGGCCAGCCAAGCCCACCAUCUCCACUCUCCUACAACAAUGACACAGAGCAAUAGCAGAAUUAGCAAAUACCAUUCAUUGGGUACCUAGAGAAAAAGGGGUGAGGGAGAGAAAGGUGUAUGUACAGAAGGAGAGAGGAAAUGAGAACAUGCCUUGUCGGCCAUUGAAGCUUCAAAGGAAGAGCUAAAGCUCGUCUCUUUUGAAUUGCUUUAAGUUUGUUUCAGUAUCUCGAUAAGAAACCCAAAAAAAUCUCCCUUUUUUGGUUCGUUGCACUUUUGGUUGUUUGUUUUGUUUCUCAAAAGCAAAAAAGGCAAGAUAGAGAUAGAGAGAGUUUUUUCUUUUUGUCCAAAAUCUUGGGCCUGUAGAUCCAAAGAUCCCCGCCAUUUGUGGCAAAAGGUGAACUGGGUUCGCUUUGGUUUUCUCUGUCGAUUCAUGAAUUCCUCGGUUUCUUUAUCUUUGUGGUCUCAAGGAGUUACAGCGAAGUGGUGCAGUUGUUGCUUUUACUAUCUCUUCUUUGACGAGUGAUUGAUUAUUUGGCUCAAACAGGUGUCUCAAACUGAGGGAUAAUAAAAUGUCUUCACAUAUCAAAUCAAGGAGAAAUUUUGAAGUGGGAUUUACAGGAUUUUGGCUUGCUACCCUGCUAUUGUUUUCUACUUCUGAGGGAUUGAAUUCUGAGGGGAAAUACCUCCUAGAUCUAAAGAAUGGUCUUAAUGACGAACGUGAUCAUCUGUGGAACUGGAAUUCCACUGACCAGACGCCAUGUGGGUGGAUUGGUGUGAAUUGUACCUCAGAUUAUGAACCCGUGGUCCAGUCUCUCAAUUUAAGUUCAAUGAAUCUAUCUGGGUUUUUGAGUCCCAGCAUUGGUGGUUUGGUCAACCUAAGAUAUCUUGAUCUUUCUUAUAAUAUGCUCACUGGAUAUAUACCUAACUCAAUUGGAAAUUGUUCAAAGCUGCAGUACCUUUAUCUGAACAAUAAUCAGUUUAGUGGGCAAGUUCCUGCUGAGCUGGGUAAUUUGACUUUUCUUCAACGUCUGAAUAUAUGCAAUAAUAGAAUAUCUGGUUGUCUUCCAGAGGAGUUUGGGAAUUUGAUAUCAUUGAUUGAGGUUGUGGCUUACACCAACAAUCUGACUGGCCCAUUGCCUCAUUCUAUUGGGAAUCUCAAGAACUUGCAAACUUUUCGUGCAGGGCAGAAUGGAAUUUCUGGUAGCAUUCCAUCAGAAAUAAGUGGUUGUCAGAGCUUACAACUGCUUGGUCUUGCUCAAAAUGCUAUAGGAGGGGAACUGCCGAAAGAAAUUGGAAUGCUUGGGAGCUUGACUGAUUUAAUUCUAUGGGGUAACCAACUAUCAGGAUUUAUACCAAAGGAGAUUGGAAACUGUACGAACCUUGAGACACUUGCUUUAUAUGCAAACAAUCUUGUCGGAUCGAUACCAAGGGAAAUUGGGAACCUGAAGUUUCUGAAGAAGCUCUAUCUGUACAGAAAUGAGCUGAAUGGAACAAUACCAAGAGAACUUGGGAAUUUGUCUAUGGCAACAGAAAUUGAUUUCUCGGAGAAUUAUUUGACAGGGGAGAUCCCUGCUGAGUUCAGUAAGAUAAAGGGUCUGCAUCUUCUGUACCUUUUCCAGAAUCAGCUUACUGGUUAUAUACCAAAUGAGCUUGGUAGCUUGAGGAACUUGACAAAGCUUGAUCUUUCUAUUAAUUCUCUCAGAGGUCCUAUUCCUUCUGGCUUUCAAUACUUGACAGAAAUGCUUCAACUGCAGCUUUUUGACAACUUCCUGACUGGUGUUGUUCCUCAGGGGCUUGGACUUUAUAGUCGACUUUGGGUGGUGGAUUUUUCAGACAAUGAAUUGACAGGAAGAAUACCUCCUCAUUUUUGUCGUCACUCUAACUUGAUGUUGCUGAAUCUGGAAUCUAAUAAAUUUUAUGGGAAUAUACCAAAUGGGAUCUUGAACUGUAGAUCAUUGGUACAACUUCGUCUUGUCAAAAACAGGCUUACUGGGAGCUUUCCUUCAGAGUUGUGCAAAUUGGUGAAUCUUUCAGCUAUUGAAUUGGAUCAAAACAGAUUUAGUGGUCCAAUUCCUCCGGCCAUCGGCAACUGCCAAAAGUUGCAGAGGCUUCAUAUUGCAAACAAUUACUUUGCAAGUGAGUUGCCCAAGGAGAUAGGUAAUCUAUCUCAACUUGUGACUUUUAAUGUGUCAUCUAAUUUGCUCGAAGGACAGAUUCCUUCUGAAAUUGUUAACUGCAAGAUGCUUCAACGACUUGAUCUCAGUCACAAUAGAUUCGUAGAUGCUUUACCGGAUGAGCUUGGAAUCCUUCUGCAGUUAGAGCUUCUCAAGCUUUCAGAAAAUAAAUUUUCUGGUUUUAUACCUCCAGCAUUGGGAAACCUCUCCCGCUUGACUGAAUUGCAGAUGGGUGGAAACUUAUUUUCAGGUGAAAUUCCUCCACAGUUGGGUUCUCUUUCAAGCUUGCAGAUUGCAAUGAAUCUCAGUUACAAUAAUCUUACUGGCAGCAUACCACCACAGCUGGGCAAUCUCAACUUGUUGGAGUUCCUCCUGCUCAAUAAUAAUCAUUUGACUGGUGAAAUUCCUGGCACGUUUGAAAAUCUUUCAAGUUUACUGGGCUGCAACUUUUCAUAUAAUAACCUUACUGGACCAUUACCUCCUGUACCACUAUUUCAGAACAUGGCAGUCAGCAGUUUCCUUGGAAAUAAUGGGCUUUGUGGUGGACUUCUUGGCUAUUGUAAUGGAGAACCAUUUUUUGGCCCUCCUUCAAAAAGCAUAGAUGAACCCAGGGGUAGAAUCAUCACAAUUGUUGCAGCUGCUGUUGGUGGAGUUUCUCUAAUUCUAAUUGCAGUAAUACUGUAUUUCAUGAGACGCCCAGCUGAGACCAUUCCUUCUGUACGUGAUAAUGAGAGUUCAUCUCCAGAAUCAGAUAUCUACUUUCGUCCAAAGGAGGGAUUUACUUUACAAGAUUUGGUUGAGGCCACAAACAAUUUUCACGAUAGCUAUGUUGUUGGACGAGGAGCUUGUGGAACGGUUUAUAAGGCCGUCAUGCAUACUGGACAAACCAUAGCUGUGAAAAAGCUAGCAUCUAACAGAGAGGGGAGCAACAUUGAGAACAGUUUUCAGGCUGAGAUUCUUACUCUUGGAAAGAUUAGGCACCGGAACAUUGUGAAGCUUUAUGGAUUUUGCUAUCAUCAGGGUUCUAAUCUGCUUCUUUAUGAGUACAUGGCUAAGGGCAGCUUGGGUGAACUGCUUCACGGAUCCUCGUGUAGCUUGGACUGGCCAACUCGGUUCAUGAUUGCUCUUGGAGCUGCUGAAGGUCUUGCUUAUUUACAUCAUGACUGCAAACCAAGGAUUAUUCACCGUGAUAUAAAGUCCAACAACAUUUUACUUGAUGAUAAUUUUGAAGCCCAUGUUGGUGAUUUUGGUUUGGCAAAAGUAAUUGACAUGCCUCAGUCUAAAUCAAUGUCAGCAGUUGCAGGGUCAUAUGGGUAUAUUGCACCUGAAUAUGCUUACACAAUGAAAGUAACGGAAAAAUGUGAUAUCUAUAGCUAUGGAGUUGUUCUCUUGGAGUUGCUAACUGGGAAAACUCCUGUACAGCCGGUAGAUCAAGGAGGUGAUCUUGUCACAUGGGUGAAGGAUUAUGUUCGAGACCAUUCAUUGACAUCUGGGAUUCUUGAUAGUAGAUUAGACCUCAAAGAUCAAAGUAUCAUUGAUCAUAUGAUUACCAUACUGAAAAUCGCUUUAAUGUGUACGAGCAUGUCGCCUUUUGACCGGCCAUCAAUGCGGGAAGUUGUAUUGAUGCUUACCGAGUCUAAUGAGCAAGAAGAGAACUUUAUUCUCUUGCCUACUUAUGAUCUUCCUGUUAAAGACGAUGCUUCAUGAAAACAGGUGACCAUUUCCCAGUUUCUGUUAAUUGAUUUUUGGGGUUAUGACUCCUUUCCAUAUUAUUUGCAACUGCAAAUAAUGAUAUCUUGUACAUUCUUCGAUAAGCAAAUAGCAUUACUGGAUUCGAGUUACUCAUGGGGGAGUAAGACCAUUGUUGCUCCCACAUUCUGUAUUUCCUCUUGCAAUUAAUACAAUAUAGCAACACUACUGUACAGAUGGAAGUACCAUUAUACAUGUUUCUUAAAGAUACAGAUGCUGUCAACGCUCAAUAGAUUCUAGUCGAUGUUAUUUUGUUCAGUUAGCUGAUUCUCAUAAAUCUGGAACAUUUGUACACCUAAUAAUAUACAAAUUUAAAAUACUUUGCCAUUGAUAUUAGCAUGAUUUUGGCUCCGCUGCAAUUGCCAUGCAGCUUAUGAAUUGUGAAACAGGUGAUUCUUUGGAAAUUGUUUUGUAAUUUGAUACA
Jatropha curcas is the source of this 4463-nucleotide messenger RNA. Its product is annotated as Leucine-rich repeat receptor-like protein kinase family protein. NCBI's taxonomy places the organism in Eukaryota, Viridiplantae, Streptophyta, Magnoliopsida, Malpighiales, Euphorbiaceae. Gene Ontology annotation, molecular function: receptor serine/threonine kinase binding; ATP binding; protein kinase activity. Gene Ontology annotation, biological process: protein phosphorylation. The record is from RefSeq and is a predicted model, not a curated record.